AUGAUCACGAAUAGUGGAGAAAAGUUAACAAAACGUUUACGAUCUAAAGUAUUUCGAGUUAUAUUAAGACAAGAUAUGGCUUAUUUUGAUGAUCAGAAAAAUAAUACCGGAGCAUUGUGUACACGUUUAGCCGUAGAAGCAUCAGCCGUUCAAGGUGCAACGGGUAUUCGAAUUGGUCUUUUGCUUCAAAACUUUUCCAGUCUUGGUGUAGGUAUUAUACUCGGCUUCGUUUAUGGUUGGGCACUAACACUAAUGCUUCUCGGAUUUAUUCCACUUAUCGGUAUUGGUGAAUUUUUACAAUCAAAACUAGUUAGUGAGUUUGCAAGCAAAGACAAAAAGGCUCUAGAAAACGCUGGAAAGGUGACUGUAGAAGUCAUCCAAAACAUUCGUACUGUGGCACAAUUAACACAAGCAGAGCAUUUUGGGAAUGAAUAUGCCCAUUUAGUGGAAAUUCCAUAA
Molecule: messenger RNA, 459 nt
Organism: Didymodactylos carnosus
Lineage: Eukaryota; Metazoa; Rotifera; Eurotatoria; Philodinida; Philodinidae
Source: the annotation of a GenBank genome assembly